GAGGCUCAUGGGUAACAAAGUGUAUUGUCGUACAAUAAGGCGGAGGGGUGUGUUAAUACCUCGAAAGGUUUACGUUUUUAACUUAGUCAAAGUGUGUUAAGACAGCUAUGAUGAAAAGCCAUAUCGCUUUUGCAUUAUUUGUGAUAGCAACAUUUUCUAGAGACAGUGCUGGAUAUGUGGAGGCUCUUGCUGGAAACAUAGAUGCUUCUUUGAACCACUUCCAGCCAAUGGUAGCCAUACUCUGUGGCCAUGGAAAAGUUUACCGAAAAUAUCUUAACGAAAAUCUUCAGUGGGUUACUAGCAAAGGAAACCAGAAAGGACUUUGUACCAAGGACAAGCUGGAAGUUUUGGAAUAUUGUCGUAAGGCCUAUCCAAGUAAGGACAUUCGAAACAUAGUGGAGUCCAGCCAGUAUUACAAGAUUGACAGCUGGUGUAAAAAUGACCAGAAGAAAUGUAAGGAGCCAAGCUGGGUUAAGCCUUACAGAUGUUUGGAGGGCCCAUUCCAGAGUGAUGCUUUGCUUGUGCCAGAACACUGUCUGUUUGAUCACAUUCAUAACCAGAGCAUCUGCCAGAGUUUUGAUGAAUGGAACCACACAGCUGCCCAAACUUGUGAAACGAGUGGAAUGAAACUUCAGAGUUUUGCGAUGCUGUUACCAUGUGGUGUAGACAUAUUUUCUGGUGUAGAGUUUGUUUGUUGUCCUGAAAAUGAGAAACUGCUGUUUCCAGGAAAGAGCUCUAAACUGAGCAAUAGUGUUGAGGACGAUUCUGAUAGUGAUGAAUAUGAUGAAGAAUACUAUGACUAUGAAGAUGACGACGAGGAAGAGGAAGUAUCCUCUACCACCACAACCACCACCACGACCGAAAGCCCUAUCGAUCAUUAUUAUCGAAAUUUUGACACUGAAAAUGAGCAUCAGGCUUUCAAAGAGGCCCAAAAAGAACUUCAGGAGUCUCAUAGGAGAAAAGUGACAGAGAUUAUGAAAAAAUGGAAUGAGCUGGAAGAACAUUACCAAGAGAUGAAGUUGAAAGAUCCAAGAGGGGCUGAAGAAUUCAAGAAAAAAAUGACCGAACGUUUUCAGAAAACCGUAGAUGCUCUUGAAGAGGAAGGAGACGGACAAAAGCGUCAGCUGAAUGCCAUGCAUCAUCAAAGAGUCCUGACAGUCAUCACCUUGCGUAAAAAAUCGUCAAUGGAAUGUUUUAUCAAGGCUUUGGAUGAAACAAUUCCAAUGGUGAGGAGGAUUGAAAAGUGUUUAUUAAAGUUGUUGCGAGCUGUGGCCAAGGACAGAAACCACAUGCUACAUUACUACUACCACCUUCUUAACAGCAACUUUAAGCAAGCAGUUGCUGAGAAAGAAGCUGUUCUGGAUCACUUGGAAAACCUGAACCACAUGGCUAACCAAAGCAUCCUGAUGUUGGAACGUCAUCCUUCUGUUGCCGAGAAGCUGCACAAAAGAAUGAUGGCUGCCUGGAUAGACUUGAAAGGAGUUACACCGGAUGCUGCCUUUUCCACAGAAACUGAUGAAGCCAUUCUCAAACAGUAUCAAGCUGAAGUGGAGAAGAAACGAGAAGAACGAAAACAGAAGCGAUUAGAGGAAGAAAGAAAACAAAAAGAACUUGAAGAACUCGAGAGGGAGAAGUUACUUGUCGAAAAGAAUCACGGUGGGAAGUUAGAAAAAGAGUUUGAUCCCGAAUCUAUGGAAGAUGAGAGUUUGGUUUCUGAAAUAAAUCAUCCUGCAUUCGUGGACCACAGCAAAAUGGAUAAAGUCCCAGUCCUUGAAGAGCACAACGACUUACCAGAACCACACGUAGCCCAUGCCCAGAACCAACCUCUUCACCAUAAUGAAGUGACCUUCUCUGUUCGAAAGGAAGGAAUCAGAGACUUAAGAUGGAAUGGAAGUGUUUAUAUCACCUUGGCAUUUGCAGGCAUUGCCCUCCUGACUGCCUUAGUUGUCGGAAUUGUGCUUUUGCGACGUCAUUCCAGUCAGUCACCACAAGGUCAGGGGUUUGUGGAAGUGAACCAAGCAGCAACCCCUGAGGAAAGACACGUGUCUAACAUGCAAAUUAAUGGUUACGAAAACCCCACUUACAAGUAUUUUGAGUCCCAGAAUUAAAUUUAACAUUUCUUUUUCGUAAUUGGACUUGAUCCCAUAAUCAGUUUGUCUUAACCUACUGCUUGAAUCACAAAAACAGUACAUUGCAUUAAACAUACUGGUAUAUCAGCAGUUCGUAUGUGCUACAUAGAACAGUUUUAUGUGGUAUUAUAGUAGUGUUUUGUGGUAGUAUUUGAAGUG
This is a messenger RNA of Limulus polyphemus (Atlantic horseshoe crab), 2288 nucleotides long. Its product is annotated as beta-amyloid-like protein. The record is from RefSeq and is a predicted model, not a curated record. The transcript has 11 exons. Bases 108 to 2108 code for a protein of 666 amino acids. NCBI's taxonomy places the organism in Eukaryota, Metazoa, Arthropoda, Merostomata, Xiphosura, Limulidae. Gene Ontology annotation, molecular function: transition metal ion binding; heparin binding. Gene Ontology annotation, biological process: central nervous system development; axonogenesis. Gene Ontology annotation, cellular component: neuron projection; neuronal cell body; membrane.